Messenger RNA from Caenorhabditis briggsae, 1404 nucleotides. RefSeq names its product Protein CBR-NHR-60 (gene Cbr-nhr-60). NCBI's taxonomy places the organism in Eukaryota, Metazoa, Nematoda, Chromadorea, Rhabditida, Rhabditidae. Gene Ontology annotation, biological process: cell differentiation; anatomical structure development; regulation of transcription by RNA polymerase II. Gene Ontology annotation, molecular function: zinc ion binding; RNA polymerase II cis-regulatory region sequence-specific DNA binding; nuclear receptor activity. The record is from RefSeq and is a predicted model, not a curated record. The transcript is spliced from 8 exons. Bases 1 to 1404 code for a protein of 467 amino acids.
AUGCUUCAACCAACAGAAUCACCCACUUACGAUGACUCUUUGGAUCUUCCAGAGAUUCUAAAUUCCCCUGAUCCUCAGAAAUCUAGACUAGAUUCGUCUGGAUAUUCUAUAAUCCAAAUCCCACCGGUGGUAUUUUCGAAAAACCUGUCAGAAUCCUUUCCAGAAGACGUCACGUCUUCUGAAUCCACGUCAUCAGGAGUUAAAGAAUCUCGACGGACGGUCCGUCCGACGGAAUGUUCGGUUUGUGGAUUACCAGCAAAUGGAUAUCACUACGAUGUUCCAUCUUGUAAUGGGUGUAAAACGUUUUUUCGGAGAAUGUGUUUAUCGGAAAAAUCAUUUCAAUGCAAGGGAAAUAAUGAUUGUUUCGAUUUGAACAAACGCGCCACUCCAUUAAAAUGUCGUUUCUGUCGUCACCAAAAAUGUAUAAGCGCUGGAAUGAAUCCCCUGGCAAUGGAAUUGGACCAAAAACAGGCGGAAUCCUCUAAUUUCAAAAAACUAAUAAAACGAAAAGAAAUCAAACAGGAGCAGCCGGAUGAUGAUGAUAAUGAUUGUCAAGUGGUCCAAGUGAUAAACUCACAAAAAUCGAAAAAUGUGAUAAAAAUGAUGGAUUCGAUGGAGAAUAAGCUUCAAAAAUCAAUUGAUAUGUUAAUUUAUUUGGAGGCGAAAGUUGAGAAAUUCAGGAAAAGUGCAUAUAAUCCGAAAUCGACCGAAAUUACGGGAAUUGAGUUUUUAUUACAAACGGAGAGUCGAAUAGCGUAUGCCGAUAGAUAUGAGCCAAUGCCGAAUUGGCCGCUUCCACCUCAACCUCAUCGGAAGCCAUUUUUCCCAACGGGCAUGAAAGAAAAAGGACCGAAACAUCAUCCAGAUAGAAAAAAUUGGCUCUUCUUCAAUCUGGUAACAACUGUUGAGUAUGCAAAAACGUUCAUGUUUUUUCAUAAGUUGGAAUCAAAAGAUCAAUUCAUAUUGAUCAAACAUGUCACAUUGGCUUGUAUGAAUCUCCAUAUUUCAUUCUCUUCUGUCCAACGAAAAUUCGCAGAACCAAUUCAUCCCGAUGGAUCGCCAACGCCCUAUUUUGACGAAACUCAUUACGAUGCGAUGGUGAUGUCGGUGGCUCCAUUGAUAAGAUGCCAAGUUCAAUCCGUCGAAUAUUUAUUGCUCAAAGCAAUCUGUUUGUGUAACCCGGCGGUCCCCGAUCUCUCGCCAAAUGCUCAAAAAACGAUUGCAAUCGAACGUGAAAAGUAUGCUGACGCCCUUUUCGAUCAUUGUCUCAGAAAUCGAAGCCCCGCCCAUUUUGCUCAAUUAAUGCAAAUUUUCGAUUUAUUGGAGAGACAACAACGAAUGCAAAAGGAUAUCCAUCUGCUGUAUUGUGCGAUUCGGGUUAUUGAAGAUAUCAUGGACAAUUGA